AUGAUCAACCCAAAAAGGCUUAUUGAACUGGCAAGGAAGUGGCAGAGAAUGGCUUCUGCAAAGCGUAGGAGAAUCUCGUAUCCAAGAAGUUUUGUUGCUGAUGAAGGCCAUUUUGUUGUGUAUACAACUGACAAGAAAAGGUUCAUGGUUCCCUUGGAAUAUCUCAGCCAAAAUGUCUUCAUAGAGCUCUUGAGAAUGUCUGAAGAAGAGUUUGGUCUUCCAACUGAAGGAGCUAUCACAUUGCCUUGUGAUAGUACCCUCUUGAAGUAUGUCAUUGCAUUGGUCCGAGGACGCAUGCCUGCAGAAUUAGAGAAGGCUUUACUCACUUCCAUAGCUACAUGUCACCAGUUGGCAUCAUGUUCUUUUGCACAAGGACAAAGCCACCACCAACAAACACUGAUAUUUGGUUAUUGA
Molecule: messenger RNA, 414 nt
Organism: Pistacia vera
Lineage: Eukaryota; Viridiplantae; Streptophyta; Magnoliopsida; Sapindales; Anacardiaceae
Product: auxin-responsive protein SAUR64-like
Exons: 1
Coding region: 1-414 (137 amino acids)
Biological process (GO): response to auxin
Source: RefSeq, a predicted model, not a curated record